UUCUCCUUCUCUUCACAGCCGCCGCCGGGAGCAGCAGCGCGAGCAUCGCCAUGCCAUCCGAUUCGACGGAGUCGCCGGCGGCGAUGGAGGCAGCUCCUGGCGCGUUCCAGUCGUCCCCGGAGAUGGAGCGGUUCCUCUGCGAGCGGCUGCUGGACGCAGCGCAGCCCAUCGCCGAGCGAUUCCGCACGCUCUUCUCCCUCCGCAACCUCCGCGGGGACGCCCCUCGCUGCGCCCUCCUCCAAGCUGCAAGGGAUUCUUCUAACUUGCUUGCCCAUGAGGCUGCAUUUGCACUUGGACAAAUGCAGGAUGCUGAGGCUAUCCCUGCACUAGAGGCAGUUCUCAAAGAUCUUUCACUGCAUCCAAUUGUUCGCCAUGAGGCUGCUGAAGCCCUUGGAGCUAUUGGCCUGGAGAAGAGCAUUUCCCUGUUGAAAGAGAGUCUAGCAUCUGAUCCUGCUGUUGAGGUGCAAGAAACAUGCGAAUUGGCUCUUAGACGGAUUAAAGAGCAGACAAGUGCUAGUGGCGCCGAAAGCACAACAAUUUCGCCUUAUCUAUCAGUUGAUCCAGCAAUGCCUGCCAAGGAAGGACUUUCAGUAGAACAACUAAGGGAGCUUCUCCUCAACGAGCAAGAAAACAUGUAUGAACGUUAUGCAGCUCUUUUUGCGCUUAGGAAUGAUGGUGGUGAUUAUGCUGUUUCUACUAUUGUUGAAGCUUUAGGUGUCAAAAGUGCUCUUCUACGCCAUGAGGUCGCUUAUGUGCUUGGUCAGCUGCAAAAGAAAGCUGCGUCAGAUGCACUUUCAGGAGUUCUGAAGAAUGUUGACGAGCACCCAAUGGUCAGGCAUGAAGCUGCCGAGGCCCUUGGUUCAAUUGCAGAUCAAGAAAGCAUUGCACUUCUGGAGGAAUUUGCCAAGGACCCCGAGCCCAUAGUCUCCCAGAGCUGUGAAGUAGCUCUUAGCAUGCUUGAGUACGAGAGAUCAGGGAAGUCAUUCGAGUUUCUUUUCCUCCAGACUCCUCAGGUGCACCAGGAAUCCUGAGCCCAGCUAAAGAUUGGCAACAUCUACUGCCAAACUGACCUACACACACUGUCAUUCAUUUUGUUAGAGAAUGUUACUGUUCCAUGCUGUCAUUUUAUUAACACAUCUCAGACCAGCAUGAAGAACUCAUCUAUCUAUCCCUAAUCCCUAUCCCUAAUAAUAAAAAUAGGAAGGUUUCCUUCGUCGUCGUCCGCCAUGCAUCAAUUUCCAUGCCUAUCCUGAUUUUCGUGUCUCCUUGCACUCCAUCGAAUCUUUUCUUUGCCUAAAAGCCAGAAGAUUUUCUUCGUCGUCGUCCGUCAUGCAUCAAUUUCCAUGUCUGUCCUGAUUUUCCGUGUCUCCUUACACUCCAUCGAAUCUUCCUUUUUCUAUUCCCACAACGCUGCAUUCCCGGGCCGCCACCGCUGACUCAACUGCCCGUGCAGCACCUCCCUGCGGUGACCGCUCUGGAUAAGCGUCGGCGCUGGAUUAGAUUCCCGUGCAAGAGACGAGCAAAGGGGUCCAGGGCUGACCGGCGCUAUCCACCGCCGCGCGGUUUCUCGUGCACUGCGCCACCAUGUGCUCCGUGAUCUUCUUCUGACGCCAGCCACAGCCGGCGGGCGGCUUGGACUGGGUGCCAUGUUCGUGGCCACGGCUGCUAGGCCCCGAGAUCAUUUUGAUUGAAUGUCCAAUUAUAUUGUCAUGUUUUGUAUAAACAUGAAUUUUCGCGUACACAUGUUUAAGAGGUCGUGGCAACGCACGGUCACUGUACUAGUAAAUUACAUAUAGCGAUGAGUUGCUCUGCUCCAUUUUACAGUGGAGUGGAAAUGUAUGAACGGAUGAAACCUGAAGUGGCGAAGGACUUAAAUUAUCGGCUGAGCUGUAACCAGUGUGAUGGUGAUGCCUCUUUCCAUUAAUGAUUGUACUAAACUGCCCUUUCCUAUAUAUGCAAUUUUCUGAUCGUCA
This is a messenger RNA of Brachypodium distachyon (stiff brome), 1973 nucleotides long. Its product is annotated as deoxyhypusine hydroxylase-B. The transcript is spliced from 7 exons. NCBI's taxonomy places the organism in Eukaryota, Viridiplantae, Streptophyta, Magnoliopsida, Poales, Poaceae. Gene Ontology annotation, molecular function: deoxyhypusine monooxygenase activity. Gene Ontology annotation, biological process: peptidyl-hypusine biosynthetic process. The record is from RefSeq and is a predicted model, not a curated record. The coding region runs from base 51 to 1031 and encodes 326 amino acids.